AGAAGCGAUCGCGAGAAAAAAAAAAAUGCAACCUCCCAAAAUAAAGAGCAAAGAUUGCAUUAGGAGCGAACAGCGCUGCAGAAAUAGAUGGCAGCUUCGUGUCAGUGAGUUUGCGUCCCCUUCCUGAUCCACGAGCUGGAGUGACUAGAGCUGGAAGGGAAUUGUGACUCCCGUGAAGUCCCCUCUUCCUGGCAGUCAUCUGCAUUGUACACUCUGGAUGCCUCUCCAUCCACCCCACUCAUUCGCUCCUCUCGCACCUCGCUCCCUCUCUCCUGCAUUGAUUUUUUUUUUUUUUUCGUUUUUAGUUGACUAAAACAAAACAAAACAAAAGGGCCACUGGAUGUCUGCCUUCUUGGGGGGUGAGCCAGACAGACUGACAGACAAACAGACCCCACUGUGCUCGGGGGAGGGCUUGUCCUCCCGCUUUGCCCGGCCGCAGCAGCAUGGACGUGUUGGCUAGUUAUAGUAUAUUCCAGGAGCUACAACUUGUCCACGACACCGGCUACUUCUCAGCUUUGCCGUCCCUGGAGGAGACCUGGCAGCAGACAUGCCUUGAAUUGGAACGCUACCUACAGACAGAGCCCAGGCGGAUCUCGGAGACCUUUGGUGAGGACUUGGACUGUUUCCUCCACGCCUCUCCUCCCCCGUGCAUUGAGGAAAGCUUCCGGCGCUUAGACCCCCUGCUGCUCCCAGUGGAAGCCACCAUCUGCGAGAAGAGCUCCGCAGUGGACAUUUUGCUCUCUCGGGACAAGUUGCUCUCUGAGACCUGCCUCAGCCUCCAGCCAACCAGCUCUUCUCUGGACAGCUACACAGCCGUCAACCAGGCCCAGCUCAACGCAGUGACCUCAUUAACCCCCCCAUCGUCUCCUGAGCUCAGCCGCCAUCUAGUCAAAACCUCACAGACUCUCUCAGCCGUGGAUGGCACGGUGACGUUGAAACUGGUGGCCAAGAAGGCUGCGCUCAGCUCAGUAAAGGUGGGAGGGGUGGCAGCAGCGGCGGCAGCCGUGGCACCAGCUGGGGCAGUUAAGAGUGGACAGAGCGACAGCGAACAAGGAGGGCUAGGGGCUGAAGCAUGCCCCGAAAACAAGAAGAGGGUGCACCGCUGUCAGUUUAACGGGUGCCGGAAAGUUUAUACAAAAAGCUCCCACUUAAAGGCCCACCAGAGGACUCACACAGGUAGUGAGAAGCCUUACAAGUGCUCAUGGGAAGGAUGUGAGUGGCGUUUUGCACGGAGCGAUGAGCUCACGAGGCACUACAGGAAACACACAGGUGCAAAGCCCUUUAAAUGCAACCACUGCGACAGGUGUUUUUCCAGGUCUGACCAUCUCGCUCUCCAUAUGAAGAGACAUAUCUAAACACCCUGAAGGCCAGAGUUGCAAUGGCGUUGGCUGAUGUCCGAAGAAGAUGCCGGGUAUCAGGGGGCUGGACUUCCAGCGGGGACCCACUGCCUCGAAGAAGAAAGUUCUCACUUAGAAACCUCUGUGUACACACACACCCACACACACCCUCUCACACACAGACCCACACACACCCACACUGUCAUGCACUCAACUAUAUUUAAGAUAUAUACGUCUAUUCCUUAUGCCUUGCUCUAGCCAGAUGGUAGAAGACAAAGAAGGAGGAAACCAGGUGGACUCAGCAAGGCAGACUGGCUGCUUACUUCAGCGCUAUUGAAAUUACUUCCCGCUGUUGCCAAGGGAAAUCAAAGCAAAUGGAUUCGACGUCUCUGCCGGCGGAUGGCAGUACGAGGGGCUUAUUUAACUUGCUUCUCCAUGCAACUUGAUAGGAGAAUCCAGCAUCUUAAAGUUGCUUAUGUGUAGCACUAAUGUUUCUUUUUAAAUAGUUGGGGGAAAAUGACCUAGAAAACCAAAUUGCAGUUUGGUAGCCAAAAUUAACUCUUGGUUUAUUUGUCCUUUGUAUGUGAAAAGUCCUACUAUUCCGUGCGUCAGACUUCCUCACAGAACUGUUGAUUGGUUUUGGUUCUUCUUAGUACCAUUGAGAUCUUUCGAGUCAAUACCAACGGCCUUAGCGGCGGCAGACGCUGAAAUAACACGUUGUUGUUACACCUAUCUGGCCUGCAUCUCUCUAGACUUCACUCUCCAGGGAGGAGUUUUCUUUACUUACUUUUUGACUCUUGCACACCAUAUGCACUAGGGAUUCCGGAAACUUCUAGCAUGACUGCAAAGUGGCCAAGAGAAUAAAGUCCUUGAUGAUAUAUCACAGUAUAUCCCUUGAGCCUCAGAUUAUUGCCAGUGCUAGAUUUUUUCUUUUUAAUCUCUCUGUUUUUUGCUAAGGAAAACUUGAAAAGCUUAUUUGGAAGCUUAAAUGUUUUAUCUUUUCUCCAUGGACCUAACCUCUCCAGGACACUGUCGCCACCUGGAUGUCCAGCUCUCAAAGCAGCCAAUCAGAUCGGACAUCACAGUUCUCUCUCAUCUUCCUUGAGGCAUGAUGACCUCAGCCCGUAGUGCUCAGCCACUGUGCUGUGUGUCACUGCUACCCUAUAACCAGUUACAGCCUAGAUGUCACUAGUCUCAAAGGGCAGCUGCGUACUUAAUCUAACUCUGGGUCAUGACUUGACAAAAAGCCAAAAAUAUCACUCUGUUCAGGAGUGGAGAAAACUGAGGAUGCCUCCCAAGUCUAGUGGCUUCACAAAACAUCAUCCUGUCUUUCUCUCUCCUACCCACUGCGCUCACAUUCCCCGACUGAUUACAGUACACAAUGCAGAAUGCCAUGGUGGGAAUGAAGGGUUGGCCUUUAAGGAAAGGUGGGAUGGUUUCUUUUGUGAUGCUGCUAGGUUUCUUUCUUUCUUUUGGGGGGUAAGGGAGAGAUAGGCCCACCAUGACUUGUUGCCUACAGCACCCAGAAUCAACAGAGGCCCCACAUUCACUCUGCAAGCUGACUCCAAGAGGGUUUGCAGUCCUCACUCGCAUCCCCACCACACACACACAUCUGACAUUCCUCUCUAUCUACCCACACUCUUAGCUAGCUGGCACCGGCCUCAACUCCAAAGACUGCCUUUAGGACCAUCCAAUGGCCUAUGCAAGCAAGCGGGGUGGUUAUUAGGACAGAUUGUAUAUUUUGUAUAUUCUGGGACCAUCCCUUCAAGACACGUCUCAAAAACAAACAUGGCAUUUGGUCCGCACAUGGUUGCUGCUCCUUCAUACCAGCUGGCUCCCCUCCCGUCCUUCUCUGAGUCUUUGACUCCUUGACUGUUAAAAUGUCACCCAUACAUACUUGGGAUGCAAAACUGAAGUCUUUCAAAGGAAAUAAUAUAAGAAACAUAAACACAUAUAUGACAGCAGCCUUCGAGAUCCUUGGCAUUGUGGGUUUUCAGCUUUCUGCAACCUUUGUUUUCACUGAAAUGUUGAAACUACUUGUCUGAGGGUAAAGGAACCUCCUUGCCACAAAUGCGAUAGUUGCCAAUUGGACGCUUGGGGCGUUUCUAGGUCUGGCCCUUAGAAUUUUCUUUCUCUUUUUCCUUUUUAAAAAAAUUUAGACCAAAAAACAAAAACAAAAAGAAAAAUUUUAAAAAAGCAACAAAAAAAGAAACAACACCCUAAGCAUUCACACACUGCGCACACACAUACACAAAAUCUGUCCAUUUGCCGGAGGCAAUUAUAUAUAUGUUAGUUAGAGGGUAUUAAAAAAAAAUCAGUUUUAUUCCAAAGAUUUAAAACUAGACAUGACUUAGAAACAAUUUCUGGAGCACUGCUUGCUGACAAUCUCAUAGUUCUCUACUGCAUUUAAGUGUGUUUAAUGGCCAGUCCAUCAGGGCGUAGCAUGGGAUUAUAUUUGAAUGUGUGGUGCAUCCUUUUUGGAUGAAGGAUGUGUGAGGGACCUUGAACCUCAACUGUAUUAAACUGUAGCACCUCCAGUCAGUGCACUAGAUGAAACUUUAGACACCCACGUUUUGUUGGUUUGUUUCUUUUCCUUUCCGUCGCAGAGCUCCAGCGUACAUGCACGCACACGCCAGUGGUGGCCUUUAGCCAUGGCUGCCAUGAUUUAUAAAUGUUCUCUCCCAAGCUGGAACUGCAUUUCCCUCUCAAAAUGCUGUUAUUAAGGGUUUAUAAUACUUAAUUUAAUAUUUGAACUGACCAAUGCAAGGCUCUAUGAAAAAGAAAGUUGUUUUUUUUUAAAGAAUGCAAAAGAGUAAUCAUUGCUGUUUGUUCCCUGUCCUCAUCUGUGGUCUCCUUAGAAUGUGGCAGAACAUAGGCCCUUGGCCCUUUGGUCCUCCUUGGUGUCUGAAAUGUUCAGUAACUUCUCUCCCUUUUGUAUCAGUGAGGUCCUUUGUAAUCUGCCCCUGACCUUUGCAGAGCAGGGUGCCUGAACCUUGAUGAUGGUGCUUGCUUGCUUGCUUCAGUCGUUUGUUGACUGUGAGAAUUGGCCUGAGAAUUCAGUGGGUGCUAAGUGGCUUUGAAACUGUUCUCUAGCCUAGAUUGACACCUGUGAAUAAUAACCAGUCCAGACCGUGGUGGGGGUGAGGGUGGCCCUGAUCAUUUUGGAAAUGGAGUUUUGAUAAAUUGUUCGUCAACUCUGAUGUGCACAGGUUUUCCAAGAAAUAACCUGAGUGCACUUGGCUCGGAGAGGACUGGUUAUUUUAAGCAGUGCUUGAGGGGACGUUUGAAACACUGGAAACCCCUUUCUCAUUUAAACUGUUACCUCCUGACAUUCCAGGGCAUCCCAGGUUUGAAGGAAAAAGCUGGCAUGGUGUUUCUUGCAGUUGUCCUCUCAAGCACACUCUAUCCAGGGUUCAGAGUUGGAUGGGCAGAAAAAGUGUUUCUAAGCCACUGACGCUUUUCUUUAUUUCAAGUUAUGCUUCUCUCUCCUGCCACAUGGCUGCAAACCAGAGAUGUGGAAUCCUGAAUUACAAUGCUGCUCCUAGCUACUGGCCUCCUGCCCCACUGUUGGUUCACUGGCCCAGCUUAUGGCUGGUGGUGAUGAGUAUUUUAUGUCCAGAAGAAGAAAUGUUUGGAUUCCACGACAAAGCUGCAUUUUGUAAAAAUAUUGGAGACCCCCAAACGACCUUCAUGCUGACCAUUUCUUUCUCCUCUCUCUGUGUUUUCCCUGCAAAGCCCUUGAAAUACCCCUUCUCUUGAUGCCAUGUCCUCCCACCCACACCUCCUGUGCCCUUUGCAUCUUCGAUUGCCUGAUUAUAACAGGGUAAAAAGACAGCCAACCUCAUGCGUGAUGAGCAGAACGGAUUCCUAGUUUUAAGAAAUCUUCUUUGAAGCCAGAGAAGAUUUUUAACGGACUGUAGUUUGGGAUAAGUUUCCAGAUUAUCCGUGUCUAGCUGCAUCAAAGGGGAAAUAAACGGGGUCUUUUGGGUGGCUCAUCCAGCACUUUCAGAACAUUCUACCCACAGCCUUCACUCCUGCGUUCUAUGGGAAAGCCAAAAGAAGGAAACUCAGAUUGCAAGAACAACAAAACCCAGUGAUUAUGGUUCAAAAUGAUUUCCUCUUCGGGAAUCACUUUAUAAAAUGUAAAACACUGUAUAGUGGGAAGAUGCUUUUGUCUUUUGCCCGAGUUUCUUUGGAGAAGGAAGAAAGCAGGGAAAUUCAGAAAGAAGCAAACCAUUGGAUUAUAGGAAUCAGGCUUCCUGUUUCUUUCUUUAAAAAAAAUUCGUAGGAGGGCCAGCAUUUCUGGCCUCAAGUUUGCACCCUGACCAUUGUUAAAGUGGAAAUUCAGUAAGUAGGACCUGGUUGAAGUUGAUUUGUGGGUGCUUUCCCACCCAUUUUCUGGAACUGGCAGGAGACAGGGCUCGGAGGGGAGGAUUGGAUUCUGGGUGUCUGGAUUAAAUUUCGGUAAACAUGGUGAUUUCUCAGCUUGGAAACCAGAGGGCCUGGCCUGAGGAUACAUCAAUGCCUUUCUGAGGGCCUAUUUUCCUUGUGGAGGGUCUUUGGAAAUACUUGAGAUGGGACAACAGAAAUGUGUCAAAGGAAGCAAAAACCAUUUGUAAAUAAUGUGAUAUCUCAUGACUAACUGCCUGAGGCUCCAGGGUUUUCUCUUGCUUUUAACACUCUCUUAAGUCUCCUCUCUCAGUUCCUAUAAUAGAUCCCAGAAAUGGGACAAAGCUGCAAUUAACUUUCUUACAUGCAUUGCAUCCUUAAAAUAUACUACUGUAUUCUUCAGGUGUCCUGCAUUUACAUCUUAAGCCCUCCAGGAAACAGCUAUCAAAAAUGAGAGAGAAAUCUUAGGCCAUCACUUCACCAAUUUCCCAAACAAGAUACUCUUUUCAAACAGGGCUUCCUCUCAGUGGUCAUGAGGGAAGGUUGAUGCGGUCUUGGUUUGGGGACUGUUUAUACUAUUUUUUUUCAACUGUGAGCUUUGGAAUCAUAAAUUGCUUUGACUCCAGCUUCUGUCUACUGCCAUAAAAAGGACCCCACGUCAGAAUAAUAAGGGUGGUGUGUACACACACACCUAGACAUGUGUGCGUAUGUACCUAUUGUACCUUCGCAGAAGGAAAACAGGCUACUGACAUUUCGGAGGAGUAGCCACCAGUGCCUAAUAUCUUUUGGGGGGGAUGGAUGCUUAUAAUUGCCAGUAUAUCAAAACCACACUGGGAGUUAGUUCCACAUAGAGGGGAGGGGCAGUGGGUGGGGAGAGGGGACAUUUUAAUCCUAGGUCUUCAGACUGGAGGCAGAGGAUUUCUGCACAUCUAGAUCCUGAAGGCUUGGGGGCUCAUUGGCUGGUUCUCAACCAUUUAUGUUUUAUCUUCCCAGCAUGCAUUGCCUAUCAGAACCCAGACUUAGUUUAAUUUUCUUAUUUUUUCACUUCUGUUUCAUUCCAGGGAGGAAAAAAUACACCUGUUAGAGCCAAGAUCUCCUUGCUAACACAGAGGCAAAAAUAAAUGUUUGAAGUUUUCGAAGCCUCCCCUUCCAUUCCACAACCCACCCCCGACUCCCUCUUCCCCUUCCCUGCCACACAACUUCCCAGCCAUGACUUUUCUUUCCAAUCUCUAGUCUUAACCAUUGCUCGAAGACCUUUUUUAUUUUUGCACUAUACAUUUUCCUUUUGCCAGACGUGUCUAACAAGUGUGUUUGGAAAGACCUACUCCCAGCCCUCUCCUCACCUCACUCCCCCGCCACAUUCGCUCAGGCCUUCUCUGGUAUUUAUAAUAUAUCACAGAAGUACCCAGUCGUAUAGCCCUCGGUUAUGCCUUUUUUUGACAUUUUAUUUUUUUUAAGCUUUUUAUAUAUAUAUAUAAAUAUAUUACUUUGUCAAGUUUUUUUGCUGUACAAAAGUCUUAAGAUUUAAAACUAUUAUUUGUAUUAUAUGAUGGUGGUAUGUUAAUGUUACAAAAUUAUUAAUGAAGAAAAAUUUAUUUUUGUUACUGGUCUGUUUCAUAAUUCUUUUUUAAAUUGGUAUAUUGUAAGAUAUCUAUGCAAAAAAUGUUAUGUGACGCAUUUUUAUUUAAGAAUGUAAUAUGUGUAAUAAACAGUAGAAUGUG
This is a messenger RNA of Heterocephalus glaber (naked mole-rat), 7447 nucleotides long. NCBI's taxonomy places the organism in Eukaryota, Metazoa, Chordata, Mammalia, Rodentia, Bathyergidae. The record is from RefSeq and is a predicted model, not a curated record.